CGCUACACCAGUCGACACGACACGAAACGACACGACACGAUACCAUGGGCACGGGCGCAGCAAAAAAAACGAGCCACUCGUGGCACCGGUGGACGAUGCUAGCGACCGCCCUGUUGCUCCAAGGUUCUGCCACGGCGAAGGGGGUGGUCCAGCUCAAGCUGAACCCCCGCCACGUCGAACUGGAACGGCGGCGGCAGCGGGAGCGAAACCUCCAUCCGGUAGCGACCGCCAUUGAAGAAGAAGAUGAAGGACAACGGCACAACGAAGAACAGUAUCGCCGCCGCGGGAAAGCCCAGCAGGUCGGGGCCCUGUACGAGGUGAGCAGCUUGGUUGUUUGGCACGCUGUAGCAAGGAUUGUCGGAGGGCACCUGUGUUUUUUGUUGUUGUUGCUGCUGCUGCUGCGUGUUUGCGACUGCUUGUUUAGGUCCCAAACCAUUGCAUGACAUUGUUUUCUAAACCGAUUGGUUCUCUCUCGGCACGCGGUUCGAUGUCUUUGAUUGGAACGCUGUUCAUUGGAAUGAUAUUCAUUGGAAUGCAAUUCAUUGCAAUGCAAUGCAAUCCAAUCCAAAUCCGACGCAAUCCGCCACGAUGCAAUGCGUCAAUGCAUCACGCAACGCCGCGAUCUGCCGAUGGAUCGCGCGCAGGGCUACGGGACCCACUACAUCGAUCUCUGGGUCGGGACGCCCCCGCAGCGCCAGACGGUCAUCGUCGAUACGGGCAGCGGGAUCACGGCCUUUCCCUGCGGGGCCUGCAGCGAUUGCGGUGCCCCGAAAUACCACGUCGACGCCUUGUUUGUCGAGAAGGACUCGUCCUCCUUUGCGAAAUCCACCUGCGCCAGCAAAAGCGACUGCAUCAUGAGCCGGAGCUCCUGCAGCGGCGACAAGUGCCUGGUCAGCAUGGCCUACGCCGAGGGGAGCCGGUGGAACGCCUACGAGGCGGUCGACAGGUGCUACGUUGCGGGGCCCCACGAGACGCCACUGGUGGCCCCCGAGGGGGCGUCCCUGGAGGGAGACGACAUGAAUCCGAGGCACGCCGCCGAUCUGGCCUUUGACAUGACCUUUGGGUGCCAGACGCUCGUGACGGGCCUCUUCAAAACCCAGCUGGCCGACGGCAUCAUGGGCAUGUCCAACCAGGCAUCGACCUACUGGAGCCAGAUGUUCGAGGCCCAGAAGAUGGGACCCGACCGGCAGUUCGCGCUGUGCUUUUCGCGCCCCGUCCACAUCGCGAGGGAGGGAACCGAGGCCGGGGCCAUGACGCUGGGAGGCGUCGACACGCGGCUCCACCGGACGCCCAUGGUGUACACGCCCAACUUCAACACCGGACGGGCGACCUUUUUCAGCACCAGGAUCCGGCGGAUGAUGCUGCGAGACGGAAAGUACGGGACGAGUGUCCAGAGCACCGCCGACAAUCCCAACCUGGGGUUGACCGUUCUGGACAUCGACCCGUCCAUCCUCAACAAGGGCGGAACCAUUGUCGACAGCGGAACGACGGACACCUAUUUCAACUCGGCCAUUGGGGGAGAAUUCAAGCGGGUCUUUCGAAAAAUUACGGGAAGAGAGCACACCAACAGCGGGCUCGACCUGACCGAGGAAGAAGUGUUGGCGUUGCCGACCAUUCUCAUUCAGCUCAUCAGCAACGACGAGACGAACGGCCACGUGGACGACAUGUUCCACACGCCGGGCCUGGCGGGUGCCAUGGACAAACCGAACAAGUCGGACGUAAUCCUGGCCAUUCCUCCCACCCACUACAUGGAGUACGACGAGAAAUCCAAAAAAUACACCUCGCGGUUUUACACCACCGAACGAUCCGGAAACGUCCUGGGAGCCAAUGCCAUGAUGGGACACGACAUCUUUUUCGACGUCGACACCAAGCGGAUCGGCUGGGCGGAGAGCGACUGCGACUACACCGCCAAGGUCCGCGAGAACGGCUACGACUUUGACAUCACCGGCGAGCUGAAAAAGGCCGAGGCCGCGGGAACCGCCGCCAAGGAAUCCAAAGAAUGCUCUUCGAUCUCGAGCGGGGCAAAAUGCCAAAAGGUCGAGGGCUGCACCUGGGGCUGGGGCAAGUGCAGCAAGGUCGGCGAUGCCCCUCCGAAAGAAACACCGGAGGAACCCAAAGAAACACCAGCAGAAACCAAAGAAACACCAGCGGAACCAAAGCCAACACCAGCGCCAUUAACACCAGAUUACAUGGUGCAAGAAAUUCCCCCACUUCGCACCUGGGUGGAAGAUCAUUUGGUCGCAAUCGGAUCGUUUGUCGUCUUGUCUCUCCUCUUGUGUUGCAUUUAUUGCUUGUUUUGCCGCAGUGAGAGUAGCCGUGGAAGAUACGAAAAGGCGUCGCUCGAACCGGUAUCGAUCGAAAUGAGGAAUGGCAACGGAAUGAGGAAGAUUCAGUCCUUCCAGGAUGAACCUGAUGACGAUGACUCCCACGUCGAAAAUGGCAAUGGCUCCAAAUUCCGAGACGAACCGGAAUUCGAGGGAGAUUUCAUGUAAGCCAAAGUCACGGAAUCGAUACGUCCAUUCGCUUGCUCCUCCCAUAUCGGGAAUGAUCAUGACCCACAACAUAUCAUGCGAUACAAACAGCACAGCACAGCACAACAUAGCACCAAUCUAGAACAAACCCAUGAAGUAAACAAAACAUUAUUUG
Messenger RNA from Pseudo-nitzschia multistriata, 2646 nucleotides. Lineage: Eukaryota; Bacillariophyta; Bacillariophyceae; Bacillariales; Bacillariaceae. The record is from the annotation of a GenBank genome assembly.